Molecule: messenger RNA, 2763 nt
Organism: Oikopleura dioica
Lineage: Eukaryota; Metazoa; Chordata; Appendicularia; Copelata; Oikopleuridae
Source: the annotation of a GenBank genome assembly
AUGGCUGAGAAGCAAUUUGAAUUGAGCCGGUAUGAGUUGAAUCGGAAGCCGCAGGAGCUGAUCCUGGACUCGACGGAAAUCAAAGUCCAGCGAAAGGCUUUAAAUGCGCUUUUGAUGUGCCCAAUUUGCCUCGACAUCCUGCGGGGGACCAUGACGACAAAGGAGUGUCUUCAUAGAUUUUGUCAAGAGUGCAUCACGACCGCUCUUCGAUCAGGAAACAAAGAAUGCCCUACUUGCAGAAAGAGACUCGUGUCAAGAAGAUCUCUUCGACACGAUCCCAUCUUCGAUGCUCUGAUCGCAAAGUUGUACCCGUCACGUGACGAGUACGAAAAGCACCAGACGCAACUAUUGAGCGAAGUGAUGCAAAAACACGAUUUCAACCCGAAGAACAAAAAGAAAGGCGGCAAAGAGAUAAAAGGCGCCAAUGAACAUGAGAACGGCACUCCAAAAGCCGGGGCGAAGCGACAAGCAAAAGAAGAACUGGUGGAAGAGGUCAAUGUUUCACUUGUGCCAGGAGCCGAUACGAUUGGAGAGACGAGUUUCAAUCUCAUAUUCAAAGUCGACCUGGCGAAGAACCCUUCCAAUGUGCCAAAAAUUGGCCAUCUAACAGAAUUUCUGAAAACGAAACUAUCCAGCGACAAAAUCAUCAUUCGCGACACCGACGAUACCAUUCUCGCCGAUGGCCAAUGUCUGACAUUUGCGAUUGCCAACAGCCACAUGGGCGUGCUGAAAUUAUUCUACGAGUCGGAAAACGAGAAUACUUUUUCGGAAAUAACCGAGUCCGAGUUACUCGUCCGGCAGCAGAAUAAUGAUCUUGAAUUGCUGAGGAUCGAGCUCGAGUCGAAGAAGCUUCAAAUUGAGUCGCUCAAACAUGACUUUCAGAGCAGAAUCGAUGACCUGGAAGACCGCGCACAAGGAGCCGAGCGUUCCUCUAGAAUUCUACAAACGCGUCUCUCCCAAGCCGUGGCGGAAAACGAGCGAAUGUCCCGCAAAUCUACAAAAGACUGGGACGCAAUUCGAAAGCGCCAGGGCCAGCUUGAGGAGAUGAACAAAAAUUUAAUGUCAGAAGCGCGGCUGCUGGAGGAGGGGCUCGAAUCGAUAAAGAUUGAUGAAGAAGAAUACGGUAAAAUCGCGGCGAUUCCACAAAAUCAGCGCUCAAUUAGACAAAUGGUUUCCUCGCGCGUUUAUGAGAUGCUUCAACCGCAGCGGACGGAAAUCGAAGUCUUGAAGAGUCAACUUGAUUCCAUGAGCAAUUCCUUUCAGGAGCAAGCAGGCCGUCUGAAUCUCAAAAUCGAAGAAUGCCACCGUCUUGAAAACCGACUUAGAGAACUCGACCUGAAAUACACAACCGUAGACGAUGAAUUAAAAGAAGCACGUGACCUGGUCGCGAUAAAUUUCGACAAAGGAAAAAGGUUUGACGAGUUAAAUCAAGCACACGUUCAAUUUGAAUCUGAUCUUGAAAUCGCGCAGAAGAAAUUGAUGCUCGUUGAGCGAGAGAAAAUAGAACUUGAUGAGCGAGUGAAGGAUCUGUCUGUCAAACUCGAAAUGACGAAACAACGAGAGUCGCUGCUCACCGAAGAUAAAGGAUACUUGAAGAGAAUUAAUACAGAGUUGCAACAGAAAAAUGGGGACCUCGACAAAAUUAAUCAAGAUCUUAUGAAACGUAACAUGGAUCUUCAAACCGCCCGUGAGCAGAUUAUGGAAAAAUAUCUAACUGGCACUUCCGAAGCCCGAAUGAGCGCCCAUGCCGAGCGAAAAGAGCAAGUCGAAAAGCUCAAACUUGAAACUGACCAAGAGGAAAGAGAGAAUGCUGUUCUUCGGGAAGCUAGAGAUCAGGCUCAGCACGAGAAAGAAAAUCUGGAGUUGGCGAAUCAAAGGCUUCGUGAGUCGUUAUCUUCGGCCCAGAAUGAUCUGACAGAAACUCGAGCAGCCCAUAAGCUCCGGGAAUCGGAACUAACGACCUCGUACCAAAGCCUACAACUUGAAUCCAAGCGUCAUCAACUCGCCAAAACCGAGCUCCGUGAGGCCCUCGACGCUUCCCAGCGCGACGCAAAAGCGGCAACGAGCAAAAUGGAACUGCUUCAGCGCGAAAUUUUCAAAAUCCAAAACUCAUCGGAAAAAGAAAAACUCCACUUGGAAGCGGAAAAUCGCGAAAUCUCGGCCAAGCUCAAGACUUUUGAAAACCUCGAAAAGGAGCUCGAUAGCGUGGUACUGCACAUUGCCGACGACGAUAAUGAGAACGACCCGGAGCAAAUGCUCAGGAAUUUCGGAAUCGGCGGAAAUAUGCCGACGAACUCCAGGCGGCGAAUGCAGCAAAGCGUGCGACUCGCCAAGCGUGCGCUCAACCUUGAACGGAUUAACGUCGAUAAGUCCCGAGAGCUGGAUCUUCUGAAAGAAAGCAACACAAAACUGAAAGAACAAGUCCAAUCCCUCGAAGCAGCGAUGGACGGAGUGAAUCAGCCUUAUUCCUAUCUUGUUCAAUCCGCCGCUGAUAAAGACAGCACUAUCGCCGGGUUGAAAGAAAAGCUCAAAAAACAACACAGCCUUAUUUUGGAACUCACCGAUCACGUGGACAAACUCAAACUCGUCAAGAAACAGUUGAUCAGCGACCUCGAGCGCGUUUUGUCGAAUCGUGAUAGUUUGCAUUCGAUGAAGCAAAGUAUAAGUGACCUUCAUGUGAAAUCCUCCGCGGACUUCGGCGGCCGGGUCAAGCUCGAACCACGUGGUUCAAAUGUCGGACCAGUCAUGUUCACCAAAGAGUAG